CCUAAACCCUACCCCACAUGCCAGCUUAGUGAGAGCUCAGCUUCUCCCCCCUCUACUUCUUAUACCCUACACAAACCCAUCUCCUCUCACCACUGAUUUCCACUUCAUGCCUCAAAACCUGCAAACUUUAGGCCUCAUUUUAUGUCCAAAUCUCUAUGGUGAUUAUUUUUAUUCCCAAAGAGACGCCUAAACCUUAGUCCCAAAACACCGAUUCAUCUCUCUCUCUCUGUGAAAACCUUUGUCUUAAUCUUCUCUUUAGGGGUGACCUCGUCACCUGAAUUCUCCAUUAAAUCUCAUUUGCAAGCCACCCUUAAUCCUGAUCUCCAAGCCUGAUUUCCUUUCAACACCCUGUUGAUGGUCCUUUUCCAAGCACCCAUCAAAAUUCCGGAUUGAACUACAUUUUCCGGCGAAAAUCAUAGACCCUUGAUUGUAGUGCCCAUAUCAGCGGGCUGGAAUUCAACAUCAAAACUCAUUUUCCGGCGACUCCUAAUCUACGCUCUUAAGUCUAAAUUUUUCAUAAUUCCCCAUUGAUGGUCUUUUUCCAUGUACCCACCAAAACUCUCCGUUGAACUGCAUUUUACGGCUACAGUCAUCGUCUCUUGAUUGGAGUUCCCAUAACGACCGGCCAGAAUUCAACAUUGAGCUCAUUUUCAGGCGAACCAAAAUCAGGAAUUCCUCAUUAAACCCCAUUUCCAGGCCAACCCAAAAGCCAAAAAUUCCUCGUUAAACCGCAUUUUCGAGACACCCAAAAGCCCAACUUUCAUCUCAUUUUCCGUGACCUAUAACCCCUCAUUAAACCUCAUUUCCGGCUUACCCCAAAUGCCAAAAUUCCCUAUUAAGCCUGUUCUCAUAAGACCCCAAACCCCUAAAAUAUCAUAUUAACCCAAAAUUCCCCAUUAAACCCAAUUAACAAACCUCUUCCUCAAAAAGGGUAAAAGAUAUACCCCUUCUUCUAGAGCCAUUUCUUACCCAACAAUGGCCAACUCUCCCGUCCCUGAAUCACUCGCCGGAACAGAUUUUCCGGUGAAACGAACCGCCGGAAACCAGCUCCCAGGCGACCAGAAAACCACGUUCCGGGGCGUACGGAAACGAAGCUGGGGCCGAUACGUAUCGGAGAUCCGCGAGCCGAAAAAAAAGACGAGAAUUUGGCUGGGUUCCUUUUUAUCGCCGGAAAUGGCGGCCCGGGCCUAUGACUCGGCAGCUUUUUUCCUCAAGGGAAACAAAUCGGCGCUCAAUUUCCCGGAACUCGCCGAGUUUCUGCCGAGGCCCGCGUCGAAUUCUCGGCGAGAUAUUCAGGCCGCCGCUCUCAAGGCGGCGAACGAGAUUUUCGUAGCGGAAAGUUUCGGCGAAAUUGAAGAUGAAAGGGUAGAGGAAAUCGACCUCGGAUUUUCGAGAAAUUUCGGGGACGUCCUCUCUUUGGAGUUUGAUGGGGAGUUGAUGGACUUCUUUGAGAGAGUGGCUGAUGCGCCUCUGAUGAGUCCAUUGAGAAUAGAGGCCGAAGGCCAGGGUAAUUUUGGAACUUUUACAACAGAGUUUUAUUUUUAGCUUUUGUAAAAAUAAUAGAUUAUACUUUGAAAUUAUUGUAACAAAAAAGAAAACACUUUAAAAAGUCUGUAAUUUAUGGGUUUAUUUUUAGAAGAUAGGAAAUAAUUUUUCUUUUUGAGUUUUUUUGGAGCACAAUAGUUGUAAUUUGAGCAGUGUCCAAAGGAGACUGUAGAGAAUAUUUUAUUUUUAUUUUUUGGAACACUUUUGGAAUAUAACAUCUGUAAUUUGUGACGCAGUGUCCAA
Amborella trichopoda is the source of this 1788-nucleotide messenger RNA. The record is from RefSeq and is a predicted model, not a curated record. Lineage: Eukaryota; Viridiplantae; Streptophyta; Magnoliopsida; Amborellales; Amborellaceae.